CACGCGAGCAGUUUUCAUCGGCAUUAUCCUCUCGUCCACAGAAACAGAGAGCUUGCAUCGGCGGCGGCUCUCUUAUUCCAAAUGGGCACGGCGGCGACGAUUCCCCAACGGCGAAAUGUCGACAGACGCACUAGAGCUCAGUGGGAAUUGUGGUGUGUUCCCGAUGGAGUCCCAAGAUUCCAUGACUGCCCCAGCUCUAGAGCUCGAGAAGGGUGACGAAGAACCGAUUGGUGGAGAUGGGCAGAGAUACGAGCUGUGUUCUGAAGCUACCAGCGGCUGGACGAGGAGGGUGAGGCUAGGGAAGGCGCCUGAAGAGAGGGAGAUGAACCCUGACAGGAAACAGCUCUUGAGUCGUCUAUCCAUGCUUAUGCUGAAAAUCGUGAAGGGCAUGUCAUCAAUCCAAAGAUUGGCACAGAAUUUGACUCACUGGACGAGGCUUAUGAAUUCUACAACCUUUAUUCAUGGUAGACUGGUUUUGGUAUACGGUUGGCAAGGAGCAGGCUAAAUGUGCAAAGAGUACGAUGUAUGCAAGAGAUUGUGUGUGCCUGUCGGGUUCCCCAUUAAAAGAGAACAACCGUUCGUCAAGAUGUGGUUGCAGUGCAAUGAUAAGGCUGCCGAGAUCCAAGGAUGUUGGUUGGUACAUAUCAGAGCACAAAUCAGGGCACAACCAUCCGCUCUCUAUUACAUGUGGCCAGAAAAUGCAUUGGAAGUCGCACAGGCAUAUAGAUAGAUACACCAAGGAUCUUGUGAAGCAGUUGAGGGACAACAAUGUUUCCCUUGGGAAGGUUUUCAGCAUUGUUGGUAGCUUCUUUGGUGCUGCGGAGAAUGUGCCAUUUACAAAAAGGUCUCUGAAAACAUUGUGCAGGAAGCUCAACAAGGAGCAAUCGGAUCUUGAUGCGGUCAAAACGAUGAACAUGCUUGCGGAUAUGAAAGCUGAUGAUCCAGAGUUCAACUACACAGUGCAGGUCGGCGAGGAGAGCCGCAUAAGAACAUUAAUGUGGGUGACAAGUAGAGGGUGCGAUCAGUAUAGGUAUUUUGGAGAUGCAAUAACAUUUGAUACUACAUACAGGACAAACCUGUAUGAUAUGCCGUUUGGCCUGUUUGUUGGCGUCAACAACCACUUCCAAAGCAUAAUAUUCGGUGGAGCCAUGAUGAGAGACGAGAAAGAGGAAACAUUCAAAUGGAUAUUCAGGGAGUUUGUCUGCAUGGUGGGUGGCAAACAUCCGCAGACAAUACUUACAGAUCAAGCACGGUCUAUGGAGCUUGCUAUUGAAGCAGAGCUGCCAAACACAGUGCACCGUUGGUGCAAAUGGCAUGUUUUGAAAAAGGCUAAGGAAUCCAUGGGUGUUCUCUGGAGCAAGAACAGUGAUUUCAAACUGGAGUUCCACAAGCUUGUCCAUCACAUGAUAACUGAAGAAGAAUUUGAGGCUGGAUGGGACCAGAUGUUGGAGAAGUACUCGCUGAGAAAGCAUCCAUUCUUGACGCAGAUAUAUGAGGUGAGGCAUAAAUGGGCAAAGCCGUAUUUCCGAGGGGUGUUCUGUGCUAGGAUGACAAGCACUCAACGGAGUGAGAGCGCAAACCAUCUUUUGAAGGGUUACGUGCCGCCAGGGUGCCCAAUGCAUCUGUUUUUGAAGCAGUUUCAGAAAUUGCAAUUUGAUAGAGAAGCGGAAGAGAGUUAUCAAGAGAAGAGGACAUCCCUGAGCAGCGUGCCUCUUAGGGUGAACCUUCCAAUAGAGAAACAUGCUAGCAAGGUGUACACCAGAGCUAUGUUUGAAAAAUUUGGCGAAGAAUUGUAUAAAUGUGGGGCACAUGUGUUGGAUGAGGUGUUGCCUAGGAGGAUUUACAAGUCUACCCGUGUAGAAGCGACAAACAGGGAGAGGUGGAGCAAAGUUGAAUUCAAGAUAGAAGUGAAUGAAGAUGAGAGUUUUUUCAGUUGCGAGUGCGGGUACUUUGAGCAUGCUGGGCUAGUGUGCUGCCAUGCACUGCAGGUAAUGGUGCACUUCCGUUUGCAAAAAAUACCACCGAAACACAUACUUAAGAGAUGGACGAGAGAUGCUCGAGACAUUCUUCCUGAGCAUCUGGUUAGGUAUCAGAGAGACAGAGGGCCUCCAGCCAGCGAUACAUUCAGGCACCACACCAUGUACAUGAAAGCGCUGGAGUGUGUUGUGCUUGGCGACAGCAAUGUCAAGUGCUAUGAUGUUUUCAUGGCCAUGAUGAAGGAGGUGCAUGCGACUCUGCUUCCACUUAGUGUUGAUAAAGAUGGAAUGGGGCUUGCAGAGAGAGAGAAAUAACAACAGACUCUAGCCGAAAAAGAACAUGCAUAUGUGGGUGGCAAUGUUGUGCUGCAAACAAAUAAAGUUGAUGGUGAAUCUAGUUGCUCAGCUGUUGGGUUGAAUGAGAAGAAGAGGCAAAGGGGAAGGCCAACGACAAGCAGGGACAAGGCUCCGUAUGAGCAACAACUUAAGAGGUCGCGUUUUUGCACGAUCUGCAGAGAACAAGGGCACAAAUGUACAACUUGUCCGCAGCGAGGUGAUUUACCUAAGGCUCCAAGGAAGUUGUCGAAAUGCACGAACUGUGGUGUUGUUGGACAUCGGCGCAACAAUUGUGGCACUAAUAAAUCCGGCCCAUUUGAGCCAAACUUCCUGUACUCAUUAAGAGUUCCUCAGGAUAGAGAGUUUUUUAAAUUGCAUCGAAUGUGGGACAAAUUUCUUCCGUUGCAUGUAACCGUUGAAAAAUUGUGGUUCGUCAACUUUCAUGUAAUGUGGGCACGAUCAUGUCUUCCUUAUGUGGGGUUAGGUAAAUUUCCUUUAUUA
Messenger RNA from Triticum aestivum (bread wheat), 2813 nucleotides. Its product is annotated as protein FAR1-RELATED SEQUENCE 5. Bases 462 to 2291 code for a protein of 609 amino acids. Gene Ontology annotation, biological process: regulation of DNA-templated transcription. The record is from RefSeq and is a predicted model, not a curated record. NCBI's taxonomy places the organism in Eukaryota, Viridiplantae, Streptophyta, Magnoliopsida, Poales, Poaceae. The transcript has 7 exons. Gene Ontology annotation, molecular function: zinc ion binding.